Molecule: messenger RNA, 567 nt
Organism: Cucumis melo (muskmelon)
Lineage: Eukaryota; Viridiplantae; Streptophyta; Magnoliopsida; Cucurbitales; Cucurbitaceae
Exons: 4
Coding region: 1-567 (188 amino acids)
Source: RefSeq, a predicted model, not a curated record
AUGCAAAUUGUAAGAAUUGUUUCAAAAGGUUUUGUAGCAGUUAUUGUUGGAAUUGAUAUUGGAAGUUACAAUGAAGCAGAUGAAGAUGAUGAUUCUAUCAACUUUAACCGCAUUGAAGAUGAAGAUGAUGAUCCUAUCGGUUGCGACCGCAUUAAAGAUAAAGAUGAUGAUCAUCUAUGCGAUGAUGAUUGUCUCGAUGAAGAUGAUCCUCACAGCUGCAGUGACAUUGAAUACGAAGAUGAAGAUGAUCCUUUCGGCUGCGGCAACAUUGAAGAUGAAGGUAAAGAUGAUACUCUCGACUUCCUCCGUAUUGAAGAUGAAGAUGAAGAUGAUCCUCUUGGUUACGACAUCAUUGAAGACGGAAAUGAAGAUCAUGAUCCUUUCCGCUGUGGCAACAUUGAAGACGAAGAUAAAGAUGAUCCUCUCGACUGCGGUUAUAUUGAAGACGAAGAUGAAGACGAUCCUCUCGACUGCAACAAUGAAAAUCCUCUCGACAACGACGCAUUGAAGAUCAAUAUGAAGAUAAUUAAAGAUCCUAUCGGCAACAAUGCAUCAAAGAUAAGAUGA